AUGAAUGUUUCGUUUGAAGAGGCUUUGCAAGCCUUGGGGUUAGACGACACUUUAACUCCCGAUGAGGAGUUUGGGUAUAUUAGUGGCAGACAUCAUGUCCCAGAUAAUGUCGGUUUUAGAACUCCGGGUGAUAUGGGUUACUGUGCUCCGAACACUGUUAGGGUAGGUCAGGCUGCCGGCCCAUCCCGCUUUCCAAGGGGGCAGGCAGGCUAUCCCCAGUGUGGGAGGGGGGUUUGGCAGGGUACAGUAAGGGAGCCAGAGGUCACUGUGGCACACUCUGUUGUGCCUGGGCCAGCCAGUAGUAUUCAGCCGGGGGUGUCCCCCGGGUCUUCGUAUGACCCAACUGUUAGGGAUGUUCCUGUCGACCGAGGGCCUGAGGAUACCAUUGGAGUCACCCCGCUGCACCCGCCUCAUGUUCAGGGGGACCUGAGACCCCACCUGCUAGACCUGGAUUCCCCCAUCACCCCGUCCCACUCCAACCCCAUGCCCGGCGGGCCUGUCAUGCCUGCAUACCAGCCCACACCCCAGCCCUGUAGCUAUUGCCCUACUAGUUCCACCACCCAUCCCCAGGACCCUGCUAAUGUAAGCCAAGGGCAGCUUGUGGAUUUGCCACAUGCACCCCAGAUUGUUGAUUUUCAACCCCAAGCUUCACUUGCUCAGCCUACCCCUGCCCCUGGGAAUAGUCACUCAAUGUCAGGCAGUAGGCCCCCUCAUGGGGUGCCUCGCCAUCCUCCCCCUGGGGGGGAGUACCUUGCCACUAGGGUCCAGGAGUCCUUGGUCCAUACCUCACAGGGAUCCUUUGGUGUGCGCAUGUGCACCGCUCCCAACAAUCCUGGGGGAGAGGGAGGUAGAAUAGCGCAAGUCCAGCCACAGUAUCAUGAGCCCUUGUCUGGGGAACCCCAUCCCCUGGGUGACCAUACAUAUGUCCCAGUACCCCAUGAAUAUGAGCCCCCGGCUAGGGAUGUACCUCCCCAUGCAAGUCACGCGCGGACUCCCGCUGCGUCUUGCAGUCCCCCUCAGUACGCGCGGAUCUCCGCAGCGUCUCACCAUCCCCAUGAAUAUGUGCGGUUAUCCGCAGCGCGCCCUCAUCCCCAUGCAAGUUACGCGCGGACUCCCACUGCGUCUUGCAGUCCCCAUGGAUACGCGCGGUUAUCCGCAACAUCUCACGCACCCCCAGAGUACGCGAGGUCAUCCGCAGUGUCUCGUGGGGUCCCGGAGUUUUUGCAGACACCCGUCGCGACCUAUGGCUUACCUGGAGAUGUGCAGCAGCCUGCGAUGCAGUACAAUCCUCAAGACUAUACCGCACUACCAGCCAGUUCUAGCCACCCGACCGUCCGGAAUAGACCCGGAUAUAAGGAUCUCCGCUAUGAUGGCAAGUCCAACUGGAAAGCCUUCCUUCAUAAGUUUGUUCGCCUUUCGCGCAGCCAACAGUGGAAUGAGACCGAGCAACACGAUCAAUUCUGUUUCUUCCUUGAGGGCCCAGCCAGUGAGUAUUACACUCUGAUGCUGGAGACUACCCCCCGCCUGAGGUUCAGUGAAAUACUCCGGAAGUUCGACAAGCGCUUUGGCUCAUCGGCACCAGACCUCACUCAUCAACUUAAUUUCCAAUCAGCGACCCAGAAUAGUGGUGAGUCCCUGCGACAGUGGUCUGACAGAGUGCUCACUUUGGCUACUCGUGCAUUCCCCCAGCUACCGGAUGUUCAUACCCAGGCUAUACCGCGUCUGUGUUAUGGAGCUGAGGACCGGGAGGCGGGUUUGUACGCUUUGAAUGGCCAACCCAAGACUGUGGAGGAAGCUGUCGACUGCAUGCAGUACUUCCAGCAUUCGCGUCAGAGCAGACCCCCCAAGCCUAAGCGGGAGGCGGUAAGGGCCAUGGCGGAUAAGGACAAGGUAGCUGAAGAUAGCCAGAAGGUUGGUGAAGGGGAGAAUGAGAUUAAGGAACUCAAGAGCCGCCUGCAGCAGUUGGAGAAUGCCUUAAGGGAGAGUAGUAUAGCCCAAGCAGACCCGAUGUCUCCGUCACCGCCACCUCCUCCACAAGGAGGGCCGGUGGCACCCCGAGCUAGCCAAUGUUUUAAAUGUGGUGAAGUCGGGCACUUCCGGAGGGAGUGCCCCACCAAUGUAGGGAGGAGGACUGAAGCUGGUGCUGGUGUGGGUGGGGACCGCCCCCCUCAAUACCGUGGUGGACACCGAGAGGAUAUGGGUCGUGGAGGAUCCAGAUAUAGCGGCAGGGGAGGGAGAGACAACCAGCCACCAAGGAAUGUGCGUACGCUGACGCCUGACCGCGAUGUUGGGUUGGAGAGACAGAGAACAGACGACAGUCAAGAGGACCUGCAGAGUGUGAAGCCAGAGUUUGGUCAGUCAGGGGAAACCCGUCGCUCCUGCCUUAAGCAUUCCUAG
Messenger RNA from Magallana angulata, 2397 nucleotides. RefSeq lists its product as uncharacterized. The transcript is spliced from 3 exons. Gene Ontology annotation, molecular function: nucleic acid binding; zinc ion binding. Lineage: Eukaryota; Metazoa; Mollusca; Bivalvia; Ostreida; Ostreidae. Bases 1 to 2397 code for a protein of 798 amino acids. The record is from RefSeq and is a predicted model, not a curated record.